This is a messenger RNA of Dracunculus medinensis (Guinea worm), 2154 nucleotides long. The record is from the annotation of a GenBank genome assembly. NCBI's taxonomy places the organism in Eukaryota, Metazoa, Nematoda, Chromadorea, Rhabditida, Dracunculidae.
AUGAGCGUUGAUCGUCUUGUCGAUGAAUAUACUGCAGAAAUUUUUACGAGUGAUGCUUCAUAUUAUUUUCUACUAAUUCCAAAUUUAAUUCCAGCCAUUCUUUACGAAAAUGUUGACGAUAUGAAUUGUAAGGAAGAUGUUAUGGAAGCUGUUGGGGAUCAUUUAAAAUGUUCGAUUGACGGUGUUACUGAUGAAGAAAUUAAUAAUAUUUGCGAAAAACUUAUUUUACUGCUUCAAGAUUGUAGACCGAACAAUUCGUCAAAAGUUCACGAUGGUUAUCGUCGGCUUGAAAAAGUCGUUGAUAUCAGUACACAAGCUAUAGAUUCGGAAGAUUUCGAAAGUAUAUGGAAAGUUACUACUCGUGAAACACCAACUGUAUUAUUAUUAAUAGAUAAAAGAAAAUUGGGAAGAGCGCAAGCAAAAGCGCUGGAAAAAGCGUCGAAACGUGAGCUUGAUGGGCAUUCUUCGAAAAAGAAAUCUUUCAUGCUUGCUGCAACAGCUUCCCAAACCCCUUCUCGUCGUGAUAUUUCUAGUGCAAAUAUUAUGGAUAUUCACCUUAAUAAUGUUGAUAUUAAUAUUGGCGCGAAGCAGUUGUUAAAAGGAACAGAUGUUGUAUUAUCGUAUGGUCGACGAUAUGGAUUAGUUGGGCGUAAUGGUGCUGGCAAAUCGACAUUUUUGCGAAUGAUAUCAUCAGGACAGUUAGUCAUUCCUGCGAAUAUUAGGAUGUUAAGUGUCGAGCAAGAAGUGGAGGGAGAUGAUACAGAAGUGCUACAAGCUGUUCUUAAGAGCGAUAUCCAUAGGUUAAAGUUGCUCAAUCGUGAGAAAGAAUUGCAGGAAAAUUUGCUUAGGUCUGAUGUAAAUGAAAACGACCGCAAAAAAUUCACUGCUGAACUUAUGAAUCUUUAUUCAGAAAUGCAAAUUGCUCAAUUAGAUAAGGCAGUUAGUCGUGCUGCUUCAAUUCUUUUUGGUCUUGGCUUUACUCCAGAUGAGCAGAAGCGUUCAACAAAGGAAUUUUCUGGUGGAUGGAGAAUGCGAAUUGCUUUAGCUUGUGCUCUUUUCAUCCAGCCUGAUUUAUUAUUACUAGAUGAACCAACCAAUAUGUUAGAUAUGCGCGCUAUAUUCUGGUUGGAAAAUUAUUUGCAAGAUUGGGCUUCAACAGUUGUUAUUGUAUCUCAUGAUCGAAGCUUUUUAAAUUCUGUUUGCACUGAUAUCAUUCACCUGCAUUCAAAAAUGUUGCAUCAAUAUCGUGGUAAUUAUGCUAUAUUCGAGAAGUCUGUUAAGGAUAAGCUAACACAACAGCAAAGAGAAUAUGAAGCGCAACAGCAAUUGCGACAACACACUCAGGAAUUUAUUGACAAAUUUCGAUAUAAUGCAAAACGUGCUAGCAUGGUGCAAAGUCGUAUAAAAAUGCUUGAGCGAUUGCCUAUUUUGAAGCCAGUUGAAAUUGAAACUGAGGUCACAUUACGAUUUCCUGAUUGUGAAGUCUUAAGCAACCCAGUUUUACAAUUAGAUGAAGUUUCUUUCAGGUAUACUCCUUUAUCUCCUCUUAUUUUUCAAAAUAUAUGCAUUGGAUCACAUGCUAAUUCGCGAAUAUGUAUUGUUGGCGAAAAUGGCUCGGGUAAAACUACUCUAUUAAAAUUAUUAUUAGGUGAAAUAAAUCCUGUGAGUGGGUUUCGAAAUGCAAAUCGGCGGCUUAAAAUCGGUUAUUUUACUCAACAUCAUGUGGAUCAACUUGAUAUGGAUGUUUCUGUCAUUGAAGUUUUGAUGAAUCGAUAUCCUGGCAAAACACAAGAAGACUACAGGUCAGCCCUCGGACGAUUCGGAUUGAGUGGAGAGUUGGCUUUACAGCCCGUGGUUACUCUUUCUGGUGGCCAGAAAUCACGCCUUGCUUUUGCUAAUAUCGCUAUGAUGAAUCCAAAUUAUCUUGUCAUGGACGAACCAACAAAUCAUUUAGAUGUGGAAACAGUGGAAGCUCUUGGAAAGGCAUUGAAAUUAUUCAAGGGUGGUGUUUUAAUAGUAUCGCACGAUGAAAGACUUAUCGAAAUAGUUUGCAACGAAUUAUGGGUUGUAAAAGACCGAACUGUGAUUCAUUUAGAAGGAGGAUUAGAAGAAUAUAAAAGACAUGUUCACAGUCAACUUGCUCUUUUAGCAUAA